UCAAGGUCAAGGGCUAAUCCAACUUCCGGUUACACUGUCGCUCUUUGCGCAUGUUCUGCCGAACCACUUCCUUUUUAAUAAAAUAGAACGUGUAAACACGUAGAAAUUUAAUUUCUUGUGUUUCGUUUCUCCUCCUCAAAAUGCCUUUUGUUAAAGUACAGAAAAACAAGGCUUACUUCAAGAGAUAUCAAGUCAAAUUUAGGAGGAGGAGAGAGGGAAAGACUGACUACUAUGCUAGAAGACGAUUAAUCUUCCAAGAAAAAUGUAAAUAUAACACACCUAAAUAUCGUAUGAUAGUCAGAUUCUCUAAUAAAGACAUCACAUGCCAGAUUGCCUAUGCUAAAAUUGUAGGCGAUGUUGUUAUCUGCAGUGCAUAUGCUCAUGAGUUGCCCAGAUAUGGAGUUAAAGUUGGUUUAACGAACUAUGCUGCUGCAUACUGUACAGGACUUUUGUUGGCCAGAAGAUUGUUACAAAAAUUUAAACUUGAUGGUAUUUACAAAGGACAAGAAGCACCAGAUGGUGAAUCCUAUCAUGUUGAAAAGGUUCCAGACAAGCCUGGUGCUUUCCGUGCAAUUUUAGAUAUCGGUUUAUCAAGAAGUUCUACUGGUGCUAAAGUUUUUGGUGUAAUGAAAGGAUCUGCUGAUGGAGGUCUGGAUAUACCACACAGUAACAAGAGAUUCAUCGGUUACGAUAAAGAAGCCAAAAAAUACGAUGCUGGUGUUCACCGAGAUCAUAUUUUUGCCAAGCAUGUUGGUGAUUACAUGACGUACCUAGAAGAAGAGGAUGAAGAAUUAUUUAAAAAACAUUUCAGUCGAUUCAUUAAACUUGGUAUUACACCCGAUAAUAUGGAAGCAAUGUAUCAGAAAUGUCAUGCGGCUAUCAGAGCUGAUCCAAGCCCAUCAAAACAACCUGUGAAAAAAGAAUUCCCCAAAAAGAGAUGGAACAAGGCAAAGACGCCAAAGGCUCAACGUGUUGCAAUGAUCAAGCAAAAGAAGGCUGGUUUUGUCAGGAAAGUGGCCGACGAGAAAGCUAGCAGAGAUUAAACUGAAUUGGUUUACAAACUUUCUAGUGGUUAAUAAAAGUUUUGUCAGGACAGAA
Patella vulgata (common limpet) is the source of this 1098-nucleotide messenger RNA. RefSeq names its product 60S ribosomal protein L5. The record is from RefSeq and is a predicted model, not a curated record. Gene Ontology annotation, cellular component: ribosome; cytosolic large ribosomal subunit. Lineage: Eukaryota; Metazoa; Mollusca; Gastropoda; Patellidae. The coding region runs from base 141 to 1043 and encodes 300 amino acids. Gene Ontology annotation, biological process: translation; ribosomal large subunit assembly. Gene Ontology annotation, molecular function: structural constituent of ribosome; 5S rRNA binding. The transcript has 8 exons.